This is a messenger RNA of Kogia breviceps (pygmy sperm whale), 981 nucleotides long. RefSeq names its product SPC25 component of NDC80 kinetochore complex (gene SPC25). Gene Ontology annotation, cellular component: Ndc80 complex. Gene Ontology annotation, biological process: chromosome segregation. NCBI's taxonomy places the organism in Eukaryota, Metazoa, Chordata, Mammalia, Artiodactyla, Physeteridae. The record is from RefSeq and is a predicted model, not a curated record.
AAUAGGAAAGUUGGCGCGGUUGCGGGAUCCGGUUCUGGAGACCCGCUGUUGGCUGGUAUCGCAUUGUCUUACAAAAUGGUAGAGGAUGAACUGGCACUAUUCGAUAAAAGCAUUAAUGAAUUUUGGAAUAAAUUCAGAAGCACUGUCAGUGACACCUCCUGUCAGAUGGUGGGCCUAAGAGAUACCUACAAGGAUUCCAUUAAAGCAUUUGCAGAAAAGCUGUCUGUGAAAUUAAAGGAAGAAGAACGAAUGGUUGAGAUGUUUCUGGAAUAUCAAAAUCAGAUCUGCAGGCAGAAUAAGCUCAUUCAAGAAAAGAAAGAGAAUUUGUUGAAGUUGAUUGCUGAAGUAAAAGACAAAAAGCAGGAAUUGGAUGCACUGACUGCAAAUAUCCAGGAUCUUAAGGAAGAAUAUGCUAGGAAGAGGGAAACUAUUUCCACUGCUAACAAAGCUAAUGAAGAGAGGUUGAAAAGGCUACAGAAAUCUGCAGACCUGUAUACAGAUCGACUUGGACUAGAAAUUCGAAAAAUUUAUGGUGAUAAGUUGCAGUUUAUAUUCACUAAUAUUGACCCUAAGCAUCCUGAGAGCCCAUUUAUGUUUUCCCUGAGCCUAAAUGAAGCAAGGGACUAUGAAGUGUCAGAUAGUGCUCCUCAUCUUGAGUGCCUCGCAGAAUUUCAAGAAAAUGUAAGGAAGACCAACAAUUUUUCUGCUUUUCUUGCCAAUGUUAGGAAAGCUUUUACUGCUAUUGUUUAUAAUUAAUAUAUAAAUAGUAUAUAAAAACCGUUAUCCCUAUUGUGUUUCUCUUUUUAAAAAAGGUCUCAUUAUUCCUUGUUUGUCUAUAAUCCGUUUGUAUUUUUAUAACAUUUCUGUGUGCUGAUUUCUGUAAAUUAUUUAAAUUAAAAUCUUAGGAGAGAAGAUUUAUAAAGUCAGGCUUUUGGAGGUCAUGAACCAGUAAUAAUAAAAAAUGAGAGGGGGUGGGCCCAA